Tachyglossus aculeatus (Australian echidna) is the source of this 783-nucleotide messenger RNA. RefSeq lists its product as uncharacterized. The transcript is spliced from 7 exons. The coding region runs from base 1 to 783 and encodes 260 amino acids. The record is from RefSeq and is a predicted model, not a curated record. NCBI's taxonomy places the organism in Eukaryota, Metazoa, Chordata, Mammalia, Monotremata, Tachyglossidae.
AUGGAGUUCAUCGUCCAGUACCUGGCGUCACACCUCCCUCUUCUCCCACUUCUGGAAAUCCGCAAAGUUCACGCUUCAUCACAUCUGGCUCUGGCCGCCCAGGGCGUUUGGCGAUUUCAUGGCAGAUGCCUGGCCCCGAUAGCCCCUAUCCAGCUCUGCACCGAACGCCCCUCUCAGGAGGGCAUGGCUUCGCUUUCACUGGGUGGGGUCCUCUCUACUGGAAUCCAGAAGAAACGGAAACUGGGCCCAGGGCCCUCCCCCGGACUAGAGAGAGAUCGGGCCCAUUCGUUGCCAGUUCGUCCCAGCUGCGAUGAGGACGUCACCCAGGCUACCAAGCGCCGCUGUGUCCAGAUCUCUCUGCUGGCUGCAGGUGGCAAGAGCCUCGUGAACCCGUCGUCCAAGAAGACUGGCUCCACCCCGUCCAUCCGCAUCCCAGUGCCAUUCCAGGUUCUGCUGGAUGGUGAAGCCAUAACCGUGAAUGAGCUGGAGAUGGCCUUCCAGAGAUUCUUUGGCUCCCAGCAUUCAGGGCUAGAGGUCCCGACACUGAACUGGAUGGAUGGCUCCAUCCUGAAGUCAGACCGGGAGACCAAUUACUGCCUCUCCACCCUUGCAGCGCAGGCCAGGGCUAGGUCCAAUCCACUGACCAACAGUGAGGACUUCUGCCUCAAGCCUGUGGUCUCCUCUCCCCGAACCACCUCCAGCCACAAGCUGCAGCUCCCGCGGAUUCCCCGAAGAGCUUCGGUCAGACCGAGGUCUCGUCGCCGCCUGCGCUGGGACUCCUGA